GUACCUGUGUCUCUCCUCCCAGUUGCAAAUCAGUUGACUCUCACCUCCCCGUCCCAUUAGUCCCAUUCCCGUCCCAUUAGUCCCUCUGAUCCUGCGACCCGCUUGGCUUUUGUGGCCUCAUCCCAUUCAGUCCAAUCACUUGCCCUGAGCAACCUUCUCACUGGUGCCACUCAGGGCUCAAUACUAAACUAUAGGUUUAAGUACCCACGUCACCCGCCAUGCAAUAGGCACCACUUCCAUAGAAUAUUUGUGCCAGUCCUUGUUGCCAUGAGUCUGUGGGCACGGGCCGGCCUCCUGGGCUCAGUCAUUUACCUGCUGCAUAGGAAGAAGACUGUCCUGACUGAAGUGAAACAGAGCUGCUGUGGUGUUGGCAGACAUGGGCACGAGUAUGAGUUAAAGCUGGUGCAGGUUAUAUAUCGGCAUGGCGCCAGGACCCCACUCAAGCCCAUCCCACACGAGGACCAGGUGGAGUGGUCCCCAGCAAUGCUGGUGGCUCCGGAUCACACGCAGUUUGACUACAUCGUUACAGACUUGGUGGGGGGUCCCAAACCUCCGUCUCCAUUUGAGGAACGCUACCGAUCUCAUACACUCAAGGGCGGUACAUUCCCGGGGCAGCUGACGACGGUGGGCAUGAAGCAGAUGUUUAACCUGGGACAGCGGCUCAGAAGGGAUUACAUAGAGGAGCAGAACUUUCUUUCACCAGUGUUUAAAUCAUCAGAGGUCUUCGUCCGUUCUACUAACAUUGUGCGCAAUAUGGAAUCAACACGCUGUUUGCUGGCUGGACUCUUCCUACAACAGCAAGAAGGACCAGUGACCAUCGUAACUGCCGACGCCAACGCUGAGAUUUUGUAUCCCAACUACCAUGGCUGCCAAAAGCUUAAACAGCUGACCAGUAACAUGACGUCCAGUGCCUCCUCCCAGCCUGGAAUGUCAGAGGAUCUGGAGAAGCUGCGGCAGGAGAUGAACAUUGACUCUACAAAGGAAUUGGAUUUCUUUCUUCUCCUCGACAACCUGUUGGCUCAAGAGGUCCACGGAUUUCCCUGCCCACUAAAGGACAAGUCAAACCUGCAGAGAAUAGAAGAGAGAGCUAUUGAUGUCAUCUCUUAUGUCAUAGGACCCAAUAACAGGAAGACUCUGAAGCUGAGCGUGGGGCCCUUCCUACACACUCUGCAGAGGAAUAUGCUGGAAGUGAUGAGCAGAGCAGGUGCAGAGACACAGGCCAGGAAGUUCUAUCUCUAUGCUGCCCAUGAUGUCACCCUGAUACCCCUCCUGAUGGCUCUUGGGAUCUUUAACAAGAAGUGGCCUCCCUACGCCUCCGAUCUGACGUUAGAACUUUACCAGCACCGGCGCUCCAAGGAGUGGUUUGUGAGCCUCCGCUACAACGGAGAGGAGCAGGAGGUGAGAGGAUGCCAGUCGGGUCUCUGCCCAUUAAGAGAAUUCCUCGGGGCGUUAUCCGAGUUUGCGUUAAGCCCAGAAGAUUACAAGGCGCAGUGUUCCAUUACAGACACAGAGAAGAUUUAGCCUCCUUUAUGCCUCCCAAUACAACAUAGUACCUCACUUACCUCUGUACUGUCAGUGGGACCCCCACCCUUGUUCAACUAAAACUCCCAUCAUGCCUUCCCGGGGAUGCUGGGUAAAGUAGUUCCGUCUUUGUCUGAGCGCUACAGAUUGGCCAUACGUGUGAACAAGGCGGGUUUCUAUCAUUUGCAUUGACUGGACAACGAGCAGGAGGCGGGGCCUUAAACACAGGAGAUCAUUGGACACAUUUUCUACAGUCAAGAUGUUUUAUUGUGAAGAUGUUUUUGCUGCUGUAAAACAUACACUGUACUGUAUCUUCUCUAAUAAAACUAAAAAUACUCUU
Xenopus laevis (African clawed frog) is the source of this 1861-nucleotide messenger RNA. RefSeq names its product acid phosphatase 6, lysophosphatidic S homeolog (gene acp6.S). NCBI's taxonomy places the organism in Eukaryota, Metazoa, Chordata, Amphibia, Anura, Pipidae. Gene Ontology annotation, biological process: lysobisphosphatidic acid metabolic process. Gene Ontology annotation, molecular function: lysophosphatidic acid phosphatase activity; phosphatase activity. Gene Ontology annotation, cellular component: mitochondrion. The record is from RefSeq and is marked provisional.